Messenger RNA from Zea mays, 959 nucleotides. RefSeq names its product putative dynein light chain type 1 family protein. The transcript is spliced from 2 exons. Bases 4 to 546 code for a protein of 180 amino acids. Gene Ontology annotation, biological process: microtubule-based process. Gene Ontology annotation, cellular component: cytoplasmic dynein complex. NCBI's taxonomy places the organism in Eukaryota, Viridiplantae, Streptophyta, Magnoliopsida, Poales, Poaceae. Gene Ontology annotation, molecular function: dynein intermediate chain binding. The record is from RefSeq and is marked provisional.
GCAAUGGCAGCCCGCCAUGGCAGCAGGAGAACAAGGGCAGAUCAAUGGCUGUUUGGUGGGAAGUGGAGGGGAACCGUAAAGGAGACAAGGCAUCCUCCGCCUGUCCCUGAGGCCAAGCUUCCAAAUCCCGUUCCCGUUCAGAAGGACGAAGGCGUCUGCCUUGAGAAGCCUCGGGUGCAGAGAGAGGUCGCCGACGUCGCGCCCGGAAGGAGAUCUAUGCCGGAGAUGGAGAUCAACAUGAAAGAAGUCGUUGCGGUGCUCGGGGUGAAGGUCAUGGCUGCAGACAUGCCGCCGUUCAUGCAGCUGCAUGCCUUCCGGUGCGCUAAGCGGUCCCAUGACAACUUGGACAAGUUCAGCUCAAGGCAACUGGCCCAUGAUGUGAAGAAGGAGUUCGAUAAAGUGUAUGGGCCUACCUGGCACUGCAUCGUUGGUACGAGCUACGGUUCCUUUGUGACACAUUCCAGAGGCUGCUUCCUCUACUUCUCCAUGGACAAAAUCAUAGUGAUGCUGUUCAAGACCAAGAUAAGGAAAGUGUUAGCAUCCUGAGCAGCCUGUCCAUCAUGAAGGGCGUGGUCAGUCCAGCUUUUCUAUGAUACUGACAAUUGUAAAAUAUUGAACCUUAUAGCUUGGAGCUGAAGAGCUAACUUGAAUCAUUCUUGUCUGUGAGUGGCAACUUGCUAACAUGGGGCCGUACUGCGGUGCUGUUGUUGUAGACUAAAAAAUUAACCGUUCAAAGCAAUGAUGAAUUAUUUGCAUCGGUGUAGUGUAGGAGUACUUUGCUGAGGCACAGCUCUGGUAUGCCAGAGUGCCAGGCUGCAUCAGCGAUCACGGUCAAGGUCACGUUGUAAGAUUCCUGAUUGGCAGAGAUCUGUUUGCCAUAGGGAGGGCCAUGCAAAGAAUGGCAUGGUCACGUCACGCCGUGGACCAAAAUCAAAUUUUUUUUGGCUUUUACAUCGUUU